AUGCUGGCAUUGCGGGAGAAGACAUGGGAUACUAGCGACUCAUCUGACGAUGAGCGUGCAGGGGCCACCGCUCCGAUGGUCUUCGCUGCCCAGACGCGAGUGCCCCGGUAUGCCCCUCCGUCGUUGCAACCGCAGGUAGCGCCGGUCCUGGAAGCCACGGCGAAAUUAAGAAUGAAAUCGGUUAUGGUUGUGGAUGACGGCAUGCAUGGUUUUGGUGAAGACAGCCGGGCGGUUCCUGUGGCGACGAUGCCGCCGAUGCCGAACUCGCCCGGGCCCCUAGCUUCACCUUCGAUCCCAAUGCCGCCAGAGCCUACUGAUCAGCCGGUAGGCGGCGGGCUGUGGAAGAGAUCCAAGUCUCAGCGGCGGACGCGGACGAUCAAGGAGCUAAUCGAUGGCUGGUGGGAUCUUGGGUUGCUGGAGGCGCAGAAGAGACAGACCAUGUUGGCGAAUAAGGGUCUUGCUGCGGCUCCGAGCAAACGAGACUGA
Verticillium nonalfalfae is the source of this 486-nucleotide messenger RNA. RefSeq lists its product as uncharacterized. The record is from RefSeq and is a predicted model, not a curated record. NCBI's taxonomy places the organism in Eukaryota, Fungi, Ascomycota, Sordariomycetes, Glomerellales, Plectosphaerellaceae. The coding region runs from base 1 to 486 and encodes 161 amino acids. The transcript has a single exon.